AUGGCAUCAUCAUCAGACAAGGCAUGGAUGAAAAGUGAGGAUUUGAUAUACAUCUCUGUUGAAAGCACCAUUUCCUUGGCUUCAGUGGUGGGAAAUGUUCUUGUGAUUCUGGUAGUGGCUUUAAACCGGACUCUCAGGGAGCCUACAUUCUGCUUCAUUGUGUCUCUGGCCAUUGCUGACAUUGCCGUGGGUGCUCUAGUCAUACCGCUUGCCAUAGUUAUCAGCUUGGGUCUGGAAACUCCUUUUCAUACCUGCCUUUUCCUCUCCUGCCUGAUUGUUACCAUCACUCAGAGCUCCAUACUGUCCCUGUUGGCAAUCGCCAUUGACAGAUAUCUGCGAGUCAAAAUUCCGACCAGGUACUACAUCGUUGUGACUCAGCAGCGGGCAUGGGUAGCAGUGGGAGUGUGCUGGCUGCUCUCUUUUCUUAUUGGUUUUGUGCCCAUGUUUGGCUGGCAUAAAGAGAUACCUGGCAACAGCAGCAAUUCAUCACUUAUCAAGUGCAAAUUUACCUCAGUCAUCAGUAUGGACUACAUGGUGUACUUUAACUUCUUUGGCUGGGUGGUUGUACCUCUCAUCAUUAUGGCUGGGCUUUAUGCUGGGAUAUUCCAUACAAUCCACCGACAGCUAAACCACCGGGCCCAGGCGUCUACCGACUCCAGCAAAUACUUCCACAAAGAGCUGAAGCUAGCCAAGUCAUUAGCACUUGUCCUCUUUUUGUUUGCCCUCUGCUGGCUUCCACUCCAUAUUAUGAAUUGUGUGUCAAACUUUUGCCCCACAAGUUGCAUUCCAAAAACUGCUUUUUACGUGGGAAUUAUUAUGUCACAUGUCAACUCUGCCCUCAAUCCAAUGGUGUAUGCUUUUCGGAUCCAGCGUUUUAGGGACACGUUGAUUCAGAUUGGCCAGCGCUUUGUGCUCUGUAAACGUAACAGUCUCAGCUCUUGUCCAGGCGACCCUCCAGCAGAAAGUCCAUUAGCCACUGCUAACAUAGUAACAUCAGCUUUACCUAACAGCAAUGAACAAUAAGGUAAACUGUGGACUGUGGACACUUUAUGGAUUUUAUUUAAACAAAAUAUUUUUGUAAUGUGCCUUUACUAACUUAUGCAAUACCUUGAACUUAACUGGCUGCAUAUA
Messenger RNA from Trichomycterus rosablanca, 1131 nucleotides. Its product is annotated as adenosine receptor A1-like. Bases 1 to 1023 code for a protein of 340 amino acids. Gene Ontology annotation, biological process: G protein-coupled adenosine receptor signaling pathway. The record is from RefSeq and is a predicted model, not a curated record. Gene Ontology annotation, molecular function: G protein-coupled adenosine receptor activity. Gene Ontology annotation, cellular component: plasma membrane; dendrite; synapse. NCBI's taxonomy places the organism in Eukaryota, Metazoa, Chordata, Actinopteri, Siluriformes, Trichomycteridae. The transcript is spliced from 2 exons.